AAGCGAAGGUCAUAAGCUACUUCGAUACUUCGUUUUCCAGCUUUACUCAUAUUUAUCCAAAUUUUACAACCUUCCUUAGUUACGGGAUAUGUGGACCCUUACUCUGGUCGACUGUUUCGUCUUGGCAUUCUUCAGAACUCCCUGCUUAAGACAUCAUGGCUCCGUUCUUAUUGUGAAGCUCAUGGAUGAUUUACCCGCCGAAUUAGGCUUUCUCAGGUAACAUUCUUUUCUUUUUGUUAUCUUGGACACAAUUUUUGUCGAAUCUUCUGCCAUUUCUACUUCAUAGUCAACCCCUAUCCAAGUAUAUGUCUAAGUUAACCAUUAAUUCCCAUACGCGAUUAAAAUACAACUUCUUCUUAAAAUCUCCAUACAUUAUUCAGUAAACAGGUGUGGAGAAUAGAAAACCUAUCAGCUAAAGGUUGUUAUCUUGAUAUGACACUAACUUCUCUUGAUUUAUUCAGAAGUAAAUACAUUGCCUCCAAAAGAGAGAAAAUAUAUUCAGAUCUUUUGAGUUGUAGCGUUGCAGAACAUGACGGGAGAUCAAGCAACCCAAAGCCUAGUCGGUUGUGAUAAUAUUAUUAACUGUAUAGAGACGGUUACAGUUUGACAAAAUGAUUAAAUGUAAAAUUAUUAGUUUCAUUAGAUUCUAGGAACUCUUACAACAGAUGAUUUUCUUAGGCAAGUGCACAUGUCCAGAUUAAAAUGUUCUCUAUAAUAAAUGAAAAAGUACACAAUCCGUCAGCAACAACGAUUCUUUGCUGUGACAAUGAUUGCAAGACAAGGGCCCUUGUUUUUCACCUGUUCGAACGUCCUAUCAAAUCAUCUUGCCAAAAAGAACUUUCUUCUUUAAAGGCGGCUUUAUUUGGCAAGCUGAUCGCUGUUUAGUGGCUUAAAAUCAUUAAGUUACAGUUUAUAGCUGAACUGGAAAAAACUGCCAUCUGAUAAACCUAACUGCCUCUGACUUAACUUACACUACUAUACGUGAAGCUUACUGUGACCCUAAAGCCCAGCUGAAAAUUCAUCCUCUCGUAACUUUAUACUAACUCUGAUAGUUAGUCACAUAUUUGAAGUUUUUCGUGACAAGUUAAGCCCUGUAGCACAGAAAAGUAUCUAUCAUUGUCUCAAAACACCUUUCUUUAAUUUUUCAACGGUGAAAAAUACGGCCAAACUGAGCUGACACAAGUGAUGAUCACGAAUGAUGAUGAUGAUGAUGCUAUAGUCAUGAUGAUGACAUCAUGGUGUGUAUCAGUCUUAUAACAAACUUGGACAGACUACUUUUAAUUCCAGGAUAUUUAAGGGACCUAUUUUGCCAUCCAUCUACACAAGAAUCUCAUGUGACAUCAUUUUCAUGGGAUGCUAAGUGGCAGUCAUGGAUCUGUGGAUUGUACACUCAUUUCUUCAAUACAUUACAGGAAAAAAAGAAAACAGACAAGAUGUGCGAAGAGAUUGUUAAGAAUCGUGGAUAGCAAAUCACAAGGUUCAUUCAAGGGAAAGAUCGCAAGAAAAUGGAGGGAUACAAAGCAAUUGGAGGACAAAAAAAAUCUGAAGGGAACGUUUCGACUCUUAAGCAAAGCAACUGUGGACAAGACUGCUGCUUACUCAAGUGUUGGAUCACAAGCCACUGGAAGACGAAGUAUGCGAUGGGGAACAAUCUGAUCCUUGGCAAAGGUAAAAUUAGUGUACAGCAGAUCUUGAAAACAUUUUUUCGGAGAUUCAUAAAAUAUUCCAGCAGAAGUUGUCGAAGAAACCAGUUCACAAGUCUGUAGCAAUUAUUGAUGCCAAUUCAUUUUGAAGGGUGCAACAAGAAACGUUCUGCACAGCUAAGUUUUUUUAUUGACUCUGCAAGUUAAAUUUUCGCUCAAAGUCGGGUUUCUUAGGUAACCCCUGUUCAAACGUCUUCAAUUUUCCCGCCAAAAAACUUAGAAAAAAUACGGUGCCUCAAAAUACGCAUGCGCCGGAUUUUUUUUUUUAAUAAAUAGAUUAUUUUCAUGGCGCCCCAAAAUACGUAUGCGCCAUCUUUUUUUUUUUUUUGCUCCGGUGUUUAAAUGUAGUCAGUUUUCAAUGGCUAUUUAUUUAUCUCUCAGUUCAAUAAAGUAUAGU
Molecule: messenger RNA, 2100 nt
Organism: Pocillopora damicornis (cauliflower coral)
Lineage: Eukaryota; Metazoa; Cnidaria; Anthozoa; Scleractinia; Pocilloporidae
Source: RefSeq, a predicted model, not a curated record